Molecule: messenger RNA, 920 nt
Organism: Ostertagia ostertagi
Lineage: Eukaryota; Metazoa; Nematoda; Chromadorea; Rhabditida; Trichostrongylidae
Source: the annotation of a GenBank genome assembly
AAAGCGUACUGCGGAGCAGCGCUCCAUCGUCAACUUCCGAAAAGCGGCACAGCCGCUAAACAACCUAGGUUGGAUGAGAAGAAUCCCGCCCAGUCGAAAGCUAAGAAAACCUUCCCGAAGAAAACGGCACCUGCACCACAGAAAGAUGGCUCACAGAAUGGACCGAAGGCUUCUUCAAAAGGAUCCUCCUCCAAACCUCCACACAGAGGUGGUCCUAGUCGAAACCCGAUGUCUAGACGGCUUUCGCCAUCUUAUUCUCGAUCGGGGCCAUCUCCUUUCGUGUCCCCACUAAUAGGCCGUAGAGAGUGGCAAAGCGGUCCUGCUCCGUUCCAGAAUCAACGCUACCCGCAAAGCAACGUGUAUGAAGAGCAGAUGCGCUUCGGCGAACCGUAUCCGUUCACUGAUCGCAGAGGAGGCAGUGAUGUGUCGCCAUGGUCAAGACCUCUAACUCAGCCAGAUGAGAUGUAUAAAUUGGAAUCAGUGAUGCGCAGAGCUGCUCAAGAAAAUGCGUCUUCCUUUGAAGCAGUAAGACAAGUGGAGAAAAUGGGCCUUGGUUCAGUUGUUGGAGCAAUAUUGAAUGCUGUUGAUCACAGGAAUCCUAGUUAUUCGACGCGUGACGCUCCAUCGCAGCGAAUUCCAGCGUUUGUUGACGAGCACUACGGGAGGGACCCUCGCAUGUCCAGUGGUCUUGAUUACACUCCCCUUCCGGUUCGGGACAUUAGCAGAUAUGUGGAACCGCUCGAGGAGUUCAACGACAGCUCUCGUACGCUCACUUCGCAGCCUCGUCCCGAACCUAUUACUUAUCCUAUAAUGGGCAGAGCUGUUGCGGGCAGUGUUGGUGGAAGUGCAGGCGCUCCUCCGUUUGGACAGUCAUAUUCGGCCUUCGCCAGUCAGUCGUUUGGAGGAAGGAUGGACUAUGG